Agelaius phoeniceus (red-winged blackbird) is the source of this 2208-nucleotide messenger RNA. Lineage: Eukaryota; Metazoa; Chordata; Aves; Passeriformes; Icteridae. The record is from RefSeq and is a predicted model, not a curated record.
AUGGCUCCCACUGCACCAUCCUGCAUGUCAACCGACCUGCCCAGCCCUGGGCACAGGCUGUGCCCGGGUGCACUGAAGGUCAUCGGCCACAGCCCCGGCACCACCACCUCCCUCCCCUGCCUGCAUGGCUACCCAAGCGCCAUCUUCCUGGCACGAAGCGAGUUUGACGGGUCUCAGCCCAGCCCCUCACCAGGUCCUCUGACCGCCCUGGGGCUUGCUGGGGUGUGGACAUGCAGCUCUCGGGGCAUGUCAGGGACGCCGGUGCUGCCACGGGGAGCCAGGCGGGCGCCAAUCCUCCAGACGGGGCGGCCGCUCCCACCGGCACCCUGCCUGCUCCCGCCGUGGAGUUACCAUGGGAAGGCAGCGCUGGUGGCGCAGGGGGAGCGCAGGCUCCCGGGGGCUCCCGCCAGCAGCCCACACGCUGCCAGGAGAGAUUUCUCCCUGGUUUCAUCAUCCGCUGCCUGCCCUGAAGGAGAAGUUCCUGCUUCACGCACGGGGCAGCAGCCGCCCCUCGAGGGCUGGGGUGCAGCGGGGGCCGCGCUGGGGCCGCAGCCCCGCCGUGCCCCUCCCGCCCCCGUGUGCUCGGGCCUGUCCCGUUCGUGCCACGUGUGCACUGAGGGUGCACGGCAGCAGCUGGCAGAGCCGCGCUGCCACAGCCCCGGGCUCAGCACCGCAGCGCUGGGGACAGCCCGCGCCCGGGCAGGGGGGCUCGGAGGGUCCCCAGGACCUGACACGGGUGUGCCCCCCCGGCACACAGCUGUCACCUCCGCACCCAUCCCCGGCACAGACACUCCUAGCCCUGCUGCCCCGCUCUCUCUGCUGUGCCAGAGUUUCCCCUUCUCCAUGCGCCCACUUUUAAGUUUCCGAGCUCAGUCCCUCCCUCCCAGCACCAGCAUCACCACCGAAGCCUUGAGCGGCCGCAGCUGCCUCGUUCCCCCGGCAGUGCCCCCGGCAGUGCCCCCGGCAGUGCCCCCGGCGCGGCCGGGGGCAGCCAGCCAGGGGGACGAGGACAGGUACGGCAGGGCUGGGCGCACGGGGCAGAGUCCACCGGUGCCUGGCAGGUGCUACCAUGACACCGAUCCCGGGGGACCACUGCACAGCCGAGAAGAGGCACCCACUGCUGCUGCCCACUGUGCCAGGGCCGAGGCUCACCAGCUCACCAGCGUGGCACAGCGUGCUGGGACACUGGGAUACCUUCCAACUCUACCAAUAUGGGUGCAGAAGGGGCUCUCCGAGUUGCCUUCCUCCUGCAACGGUGCCGUCCCCAUCCGGUGCGCCAGGCAUGCCGCCAAGCUGCUCACCAGGUUGGGAAGGGGGGGUGGCAGCACGCAGUCACCCGUGGGACCCUGGCUGAAUGGAGCAGCACCGCAACAGGACCACAGCGGAACCUUGGCAGCCGCCCCGGCACGCAGCGGGGACCUGCCGAUGUCACAGAUUUCCCGCAGCCCCGUGCGCAGGGACCGGGAACAGCCCACGAGUGACACCCCCCGCCCCACGGGCGACGUGUCCACCGGCUCCGGCGGCGGGCGGGGACAGAGGGGCCGUGCGGCGAUCGCGUGCCAACCGUGCCCACCCGCUGCCCGCAGCAUCCCGAAUCAGCGCGACUCACCGCAACCGGGCGGCAAAAAGCGGUCGCCGCACCGGUCCCCGUCCCGAUCCCGCUGCCGGUGCCUGGGCGCGGGCCCCGCGCAACCUGUUUGGCCGCUGCCGGCUCACAGGGAGGCAGCGGCGGCCUCGGGGCUCACCUCGGCUCACCCCGGCCCCCCCGCGCCUGGCUCCGAGCGCGGCCACUGCCCGGCGCUAGCGGAAAGUGUGAGGAGCCACCGCCGCUCCGGGGCUGCCAAGGCAAACACGGCCCCGCGCAGACGUUAUGUCAGUGGGCGGGGGGGGCCGCGCCGGGGCACAGAACGGGACCCCCACCCCUUCGCCAGGCCCCGGUACCGGGCACCUGCCGCCGCGCCUCGCCCAGCCGCCCUCUUCGCUCCCCUCGGCUCCGUCCCUCUGACCGUGCACCUGCAUCCCCGUCCGGGGUACCGGCCCGCCAGGCUCGGGGCUUCCGCGGGGCGGAGAGGGGAACCCGCAGAACAACCUCACCCUCCGCGCGGCUGCCACCGACCCCCGGCUCCAUCGCUCCCCGCCCGUCCCCUCGGGCCACGGUUCGCCAUCGCCGCUGCGCUCUGCCACUGCCCGCGGCUGUGCUCCCGGUGA